Harpia harpyja (harpy eagle) is the source of this 3153-nucleotide messenger RNA. It is a transcript of the gene CCDC83, whose product is annotated as coiled-coil domain containing 83. The transcript is spliced from 11 exons. NCBI's taxonomy places the organism in Eukaryota, Metazoa, Chordata, Aves, Accipitriformes, Accipitridae. The coding region runs from base 1055 to 2299 and encodes 414 amino acids. The record is from RefSeq and is a predicted model, not a curated record.
GAAUUUCAUAAAUAUAACACUGGAGCUCACCUGGGGCUGGAGUUCCAAAAAAAACCCAAAACCUUUUCAAAGUACUGUUGCUCAAAACGUUUCAGUCUGUAUCCAGUUUUAAGCAGGGGAUUUCAUUAUCCAUUUAGUGGAAGGGACAGAAAUAAUAAAAAAAAAAAAAAGUUAGGGAUUGCUGCAGUGAUCUUCCAUUUCUGAAGAAAAUCAGUAAAAUAAAUGCUCAAGUGAAAGUGGAAUCAAUACCAGUCCAGUCAAUUCUGCACUGAAGAAGGAUGACAGAUUCUUUUUUAUACUUAAAAAAUGUAUCCUGCAUUUGUGCAUUCAGGCUGGAAAUUUCAAAGGGGUCUAGGGGAGCUGAGUACCUAACUUCCUGUCUCAGUGAGAUUUUUUUCUUAAUUCACUUGGACUUUUUAAAAAAUCUCAAUUUUACAACAGUCAUGUGUUUAGGAUUUUUUAAAGUUUCAUGAAAAAUAUUAUAUCAGUAAACAGAAGCUUAACUUGAAUUGGUAUCUGCAAAGGUUAUGUGUGAAUAUUAAGGACAAUAUGGCUUCAGACUCAAGUGGAUGCUCAGGUACAAAAGUUGUGGUUUUUUUUUUUCUUGGGUAAUAAACGUCAGUAAGGUUUGCUGCAGUCAUGUGGUGAUACUGUGACACAGGCAUGAUUGUAUUGAAGUUCCACAAUAGAAAUAUUUUACUAAUGUGUAAAAACCAUUAAAGCUUUGAUAUGGGACAUUUCAGAGAGAAGUUCAAGAUAUUGCUGGUGAAAUUCAGAAUUUUCCAGGUUUCUGUGAAUGGAAUUAGCUGUAUCUGUGACAUAAAUAAUCAGGUGUUGCAAAGACUGUAACUUACAGCUCUAGACAAUUGUCCCUAUGAGUGUGAAUUUGUCUCCAGCAGCAGAACAGACAAAAUCUUCAUGAGCAGAUUUCCAACAGAGUGGGAGUAAAAUUCUUCUACAUAAAACAUUAUGAAGAAGAUACUCCAAGGUCUAAGGAGCUGUGUGGGGACGUAGACUCCAAGAUCUAACAUCUAGCACAAGUACAACUAAAAGCAUGGAAGAGAAGAAAGAGGAGAAACCAGAAGAGCAACUUACAGAACCUGAAUCAGCUUUCCCAGAAGCCUUACUAGAAUUUCAAAUUGAGACAAAAGAAGCAGCAAUUGAUCAGGUUUUGUUUGAUCUGAAAAAAGUGGAAAAAAAGAACAAAGAAUAUAAUGAAAGAAAUGACCUUCUGAAGGAAGAACAGCGGGCACACAUCAGGCGCAUACUAAGACAAAUAGAAGAAGAGGAGAAAGAACAAGAUGAAAAGGAGGUUGUAACUAGGGAUGAUGUGGAAGAGUCACUGAAAGCAAUAUGGCAGUAUGCUAAGGACAAAGAACAACUGCUGAAAGAUCUGCACUCCCAGAUUGAAGAAACUGACAAAAGACUUUCAGUAAAGCGGCGUGAGAGGGAUUAUUGGUUGGAGUACAAAAAUGUAGGAAGUAAAGCACAGGCCAACAAGAUUAUGAAUCUGGAAAAAAACAUCAAGGAAGUCAAAGAUGACCUUCACAGGGCUACAGAAUAUUAUACAAAUGCUUUGAAAGCAGUGAAAGAAGAAAAUGACAGACUGGUUGAGAGGCACAUGAAGUUAAGUAAGGAACAGGCCCCUGAGAAUGCUCUAAGAUACUUAGACAAAAACUGUCGCAGAGAAAUUGAAGAGAAUGAAUGGCUAAAAGAAGAGGUUAAGAUCUACCAAAAGGAAGUAAGUGAUUUGAAAGCUUCUAUUCAGCUCCUGGAAGAAGAAAAUAUUGGUUUAGUGACAAAACUGAUUGAUGGCAGACUUCAGAAUCUGAGAGUACCCAGGCAUUUGUUUCUUACCCAGGCAGCUGGCUUGCGAGAUGAAUUUCCUAAGGAUGAAAUGAACGAAGUAGAGUAUAGAGAGUAUGCAGCGAAAGCAGAUGGAGAUGAAAGCCUCAGAAGUGCCACAGUCCCCUGUCAGAAAAACAAGACCUUUGCAAAGAUUCAGUCUAAAACAGAGAAUAAGAAGCCUCAAGACAGUGAUGAGGAGCUGCAGGAAAAGUCUUUUACUCCAACUCUUGAUAGCUUGUUGUAUGAAGAUGAAAAAGAUUUCCAGGAAUACUUAAAACUGGGUCCUUUGGAGACAAAGCUGAUGUGUGUGGUUGGAAGAGCGAUGCCUAUUCAUGAAGAACCAGAAGGAAUGCCAAGCAGGAGCCACAAAGAAGAUGGUAUUAUUGGCAAAUCAGAGGGGCACAUCACGGCUCAGAUGAUCAAGGCCUUAUGUAAAGAAAAGGUUGGUUAAAAAUAGACAAACUGUGCUGUUAACAUAGAAAUGUAACAUUCUCAGCUCAUUAAAUAUCUGCUUUGUUCUUCAAGGAGUGUGUGGCACUGGGCUUUGUGGAAACUAUUUUUGAGUGCCCUAAUCAUGAUUUACACAUGUAAGUUUAGUGAGAGGUAUGUCUGUGUGCAGAUGGCUAAUUGAAAGGUUGCUUUACUUACCACUAUGAGAACUCUUGUGCACUUUUUGGACUCCCCAAUCCAAUUAGCUGCACAUAUAUCUAAUAAAGGGUAUGAGUUAGUAUUUAGUUUUUGUGGUACCCACUUGCAGUCUGUCAAAUGUGGAAUUCCCUCUUGAUCAGACACUGAAUGGGUAAAUGCAGGCUGCAAUAAAAUGUAGACCUGUUAAAAAAUACUUAAUAUUCUGCUAAAGUGGAAUCUAAUUUAUCCAAGCAUAAUCCAACUAUUGCUAGAAACUGAAUGUUUGAAUGCAUUUUGUCUCCAUAAAACACCUACUUAAAUAUAUUGAAAUAACCAAAAAUUGAUUGAAAAAGAAAAACCAAAACCAGAGCAUAAAAAUCAUCAAAGUCUUAAUUUUUUUUUUUUAAUUGGCCAAAUAUGUUGUGUAACCCUGUACCUUUGGUUUGUGGCUAGUCUCUAUGAACACGUGCAUUGAUUCAGUGGGGUUUUUUUCCACUCUCAUUGCACGUCCUGGACACCUUAUCAGAAGUACACAAUGCAGUCACUUCCCACAGGUGCAAGUAGGCUUCUGACCUAUGCAUUUCCUAUUUAGAAACUUGUAAAAGCAUUGAAUAAUCUGAUUUAAACCCUUGAUGGGUUAAUCAGCUGUUUGGAAUAAAGCUUUCUAAAAAGAUUAAA